AGGUAAGAUAAAAAGCUCCCACCUCCUCCGAAAUGUUGAAAGUCCUUGGAUUUAUUAGGACUCGCUUUCCUUUGAUAAAGAUGCAAUCAAUAACAUAGCAUUUCCUUUUGUUUAUUUAUUAUUUUACCCCAACCGUUCGCUGCCGCCACUUGUUUCUUCAUCCAAAGAAAGCCAGAAUCGUUCUUCCUAUUCCAUUAUCCAUAGUCGUUGAAAGCUAAGCUACACGCUUCAUUUCUGGAUCAAAAAUGGCAUCCGCCUCUCUCCUACUUCCACUCGGUUCUUCUUUUGCUGGGAGUUUGUCCAACUAUCAUCCAAUAACCAGAGGCAGACCCAGAAGGGUGACAGCAAAAUAUUUGAGUUCGGAAAUUAGGAUGAAAGCUUCACAAAUUGUUGGGUACGAGGAUGAGUUGAUAUUAAUUAAGAGGAGGGAUGUGAUUGGAUUAGCUUUAAGUGCUUCAAGCCUUCGAAUUAACUCUUUGAAUGCCGAGGCAGCUGGCUUGCCACCGCAGGAGAUACCAAGACUAUGUGAUGAUACUUGCGAGAAAGAGCUUGAAAAUGUACCUAUGGUAACUACAGAGUCUGGUUUGCAGUACAAGGAUAUAAAAGUUGGUUCUGGCCCUACUCCUCCAGUUGGUUAUCAGGUAGCAGCAAACUAUGUUGCAAUGGUUCCAUCAGGACAAGUAUUCGACAGUUCUCUGGAAAAGCGUCAGGUUUACAUAUUUCGUGUUGGGUCAGGUCAGGUUGUGAAAGGACUGGAUGAAGGGAUUCUGAGCAUGAAAGUUGGAGGAAAGCGUCGACUAUAUGUUCCUGGAUCUUUGGCUUUUCCCAAGGGUCUAGCUUCAGCUCCAGGACGGCCCAGAGUCGCUGCAAACAGUCCUGUCAUUUUCGAUGUGAGUUUGGAGUACAUACCCGGUCUUGAUGAUGAAGAAGAAGAGUAACCUAUCUAUCUGCCUCUUUUCGCUACUAUAGAGCUUCCUUCUUUCGAAGGUUGGAUGUCGUCGUUUUGUUAAAUUUUAUCUUAUCAAGGGUAAAAUCGUCUUUACGUUUCUUCUAAAUUGUAAAGUGGACUUACUUUGGAAGGAGGUGAGUUUGUAUAUUUUUUACAGGGUAUAUUAAACAAAGCUGAAACUUGAGUGAUCAUUUAGCCUGGAUUCAAUGCUGUAUAUUCAAAAUCAAUUUUAGAUAUUGCCUUUUAAUGA
Messenger RNA from Cynara cardunculus var. scolymus (artichoke), 1199 nucleotides. RefSeq names its product peptidyl-prolyl cis-trans isomerase FKBP16-3, chloroplastic. Gene Ontology annotation, molecular function: peptidyl-prolyl cis-trans isomerase activity. The record is from RefSeq and is a predicted model, not a curated record. Lineage: Eukaryota; Viridiplantae; Streptophyta; Magnoliopsida; Asterales; Asteraceae. Bases 246 to 938 code for a protein of 230 amino acids. The transcript has 7 exons.